Molecule: messenger RNA, 1458 nt
Organism: Candoia aspera
Lineage: Eukaryota; Metazoa; Chordata; Lepidosauria; Squamata; Candoiidae
Gene: ST13
Product: ST13 Hsp70 interacting protein
Exons: 12
Coding region: 199-1263 (354 amino acids)
Molecular function (GO): protein dimerization activity; Hsp70 protein binding
Source: RefSeq, a predicted model, not a curated record
CAGCGCGGCAAGAGCGGGAGCCGCUCUCCAGGGAAGGUUGCCAGAGGGCGUGGGGGAGCCGUUGCGCUGAGCGGCGCGUGACGGCAAGGCCUGCUGGGCGAGUGGGUUGGGGGCUCCGGCUGUUCCUCUCGGAGGGAAGCUGUAGCAGUGGGAGCAGCAAGUGCGGCGAGAGAGAAACGGCGUGGGAGAGGGCUAGCCAUGGACCAGCGGAAGUUGAGUGAGCUGCGGACCUUCGUGAAACUCUGCAAGCAAAACUCUGCCCUCUUGCACACCGAGGAGCUGCGCUUCUUCCGCGAGUGGAUAGAGAGCAUGGGAGGUACAAUACCACCGGUUCCAUGCAAUACUUCAACAGAAGCCACUCAUGAGCCAAAAGCUGAAGAAAAGAAGGCAGAAGAACCACCAAAACCACCGGAGCCCGAGAGUGAAGAAAGUGAUUUGGAAAUUGAUAAUGAAGGAGUGAUUGAACCAGACAGUGAUGAACCUCAGGCAAUGGGAGAUGAAAGUGUUGAGGUUACAGAAGAAAUGAUGGACCAGGCCAAUGAAAAAAAGAUGGAAGCUAUUAACGCAUUAAGUGAAGGUGAACUUCCAAAAGCCGUUGAUCUAUUCACAGAAGCCAUCAAAUUGAAUCCUCAUUUGGCUAUCCUGUAUGCCAAAAGAGCCAGUGUUUUUGUGAAAAUGCAGAAGCCAAAUGCUGCCAUUAGGGACUGUGAUAGAGCCAUUCAGAUUAAUCCUGAUUCAGCACAGACCUACAAAUGGCGAGGAAAAGCUCACAGGCUGCUGGGUCACUGGGAAGAGGCUGCACGUGAUCUAGCUUUGGCCUGUAAACUGGAUUAUGAUGAAGAAGCUAGUGCCAUGCUUAAGGAAGUGCAGCCACGUGCUCAGAAGAUUGCAGAACACAGAAGAAAAUAUGAACGAAAACGUGAAGAAAAAGAAAUUAGAGAAAGAAUGGAAAGAGUAAAAAAAGCCAGAGAGGAACAUGAGAGAGCUCAAAGGGAGGAAGAGGCUCGUCGGCAGACAGGAGGACCUCAGUUUGGUGGUUUCCCAGGUGGUUUUCCUGGUGGCAUGCCUGGAAUGGGAAGCAUGCCUGGUCUCAAUGAAAUUCUUAGUGACCCUGAAGUUCUUGCAGCCAUGCAGGAUCCAGAAGUCAUGGCAGCUUUCCAAGAUGUUGCCCAGAAUCCAGCAAAUAUGUCAAAAUACCAGAAUAAUCCCAAAGUCAUGAAUCUCAUUGGCAAACUAUCAUCCAAAUUUGGAAGUCAACCAUAAAAUUUCUUUUCAUUGCAAGACAUGGGGGAAGUAUUGAUCGCUUAUUGUAUCUUACAAUAACAUAAGCCAUUGUACUGCUAAUUCUCAAAUGAGAACUAGGGUGCUUUGGAUAGAAUCCAUCUUCCUCUUUGUUUCAGAAAUGAAUAUUAGUUCGCAACUGUAUCCAAGGUUUAUAAAAAAACAUACCCCCCUUUC